UGGCAGUGCAUUUUGGAACGCAACCCUAUAGAUAGAAAACAUGGCUGUUCUUAACGAAUUUGUCAUCGUAUGUUUUUAGAUACGUGUAGAAGUAAAAGUCUUGUAAAAGUUUUCUGUUUGAGAAACAAAAACGGAUAAUUGAAAAUAGUUAUUUAAAUUUUGUUGAAAAUUGACCGUCAAAAAAUGUAUAAAUCGAAUCAAGAACCGGAUAUACCAGCGGCAUUGGGUUUGCUGUCGCACUUAAAUAAUGACGAGCUAAAAGAACUGUUGAAUAAUGAUGGAAAAUUCGAAGACAUUGUAAAAGAUAUAAAACAGUUUAAAGAUCUUGAGACUGAGAAGGAAAUGUUAAUGGCGAGCAACAGAUCUUUGGCAGAAUUUAAUUUAUCAAAGCAACCUGAAUUAGAAGAGGGUAAACAGAUUCUUAAGGAAUUAAGUGAACAAGCUAAUCAGUUGUGUAUUAAUGUUAAGGAGAAAUUAAAUGAAAUACUUAUAUUUGUAGGUGAUAAGUCAGAUUCAAUGACUAUCGAUACUGCAUUGGACCUGUUGCAAGCUGCUGCUGCAGAAAUUGAAGAAGAAUCAGAAACUGUAGCAGAAAAGUUUAUGGCAGGUGAUAUCGAGGUUGACGAAUUCCUGGACCACUUCUUAACUAGAAGAAAAUUAAUGCACUUACGCAAAGUCAAAGUAGAUAAAUUGAAAGAACUAGUAAGGAAAGGGUAUUCUGCGAACAAUACACCUGGUUAUCCAACCAUUUCAAAUUUUCCCGGAAUGACACCUUCCAUACCUUACCCGACUGGACCUGUAGCUAUGCCGAUGCCACUGCCAUCAGGAUUACCAGUUUAUAGACCAUAUUAAAUAAUGUACAGUUGCUAUAUAUAUAUAUAUAUAUAUAUAUAUAUAUAUAUAUAUAUAUAUAUUUAUUUAUUUAUUUGUUUUUAAAAUAAUCUGUAGUUAUAUCAUAACAUAUUUAAGGCUUUUUGUAUCUUGCCGGUGAUCUCGGAUUGUAACAUCAAAAGCGAAAAAUGAGACACGCUGACGAAAGUUGCGUGCCGUUUCUGAAUAAAGAUAAAUAUGGACGAAA
Molecule: messenger RNA, 1078 nt
Organism: Odontomachus brunneus
Lineage: Eukaryota; Metazoa; Arthropoda; Insecta; Hymenoptera; Formicidae
Gene: Vps37B
Product: vacuolar protein sorting-associated protein 37B
Exons: 4
Coding region: 184-852 (222 amino acids)
Biological process (GO): ubiquitin-dependent protein catabolic process via the multivesicular body sorting pathway; protein targeting to vacuole; protein targeting to membrane
Cellular component (GO): ESCRT I complex
Source: RefSeq, a predicted model, not a curated record